This is a messenger RNA of Theileria equi strain WA, 4257 nucleotides long. RefSeq lists its product as hypothetical. The transcript is spliced from 4 exons. The coding region runs from base 1 to 4257 and encodes 1418 amino acids. Lineage: Eukaryota; Apicomplexa; Aconoidasida; Piroplasmida; Theileriidae. The record is from RefSeq and is a predicted model, not a curated record.
AUGAUAAGACGUACGUUCAGCUUAAAUGGUCCAGGCAAUGCAGUUUGCAAGCCUCUGUCUGUACCAACACAUGAUGGACCAAAUAGAUUUAUAAGAUUUAAGUUGCGUGCUAUUCGCAAGGACUUUUGGAAUGUUUUGUGUCAUGCGAAUGCUGAAAAGCUCAAAAGUACUGCAGAGGAGGUUAUUCGCAGGUAUUCGUCUUCUAAAAAUCGCGAAAUACCUCUAUUGACUACACACUUUAUUAAUACACACUUCAAAAAACUUGAGCUAAAUAAAGAAAAUAAUGACCAAACAUAUUCUAAUAAUAUUGAUACAGAUCAAACCACUACGAAUAGCUCUGAAACUGAUAUUAAAUCUAAAGGAUUCUGGAUAGUUUUUAGUAAACGCUUCAAAGCAUCACUUAGAAUCCUUAAUACGAGUGACAUAAUAACUGUACUUAAAGCAUUUCAUAUCGCAAAUAGAGACUCGGGAGAGUAUGUUGUGGCUGUACUGGAACUAAGGAGAAGAAUAGAAGAAUUUAGGAAGAAUGACCUGCUUGAUACACUAUUAAUUUUUUCUAGGAGACUGAAACUCAACACACAAAAGGACUUUUUCACAAAGUUAGCCAAUCAUGUUCCAAAUGUCCUAUAUUCGCUAAACGGCUUCGAAAUUGUAAGGGUAUUGUGGAACCUAAGCGACGCUGGUUAUAACAACAUGGACAUUUGCAGAAAUGUUCGCCAGAAAUUUCUUGAUCGCAUAAACGAACUUAGUGACGACGAUUUGGGAAGUGCAUGUCUGGCCUUUGGGCGCUACGGAUACCGCAACUUGGAACUAUAUGAGAAGAUACAGGAAAAGCUAUCACGUCACUGCAAUGCUAAUUCACUAUUUCAAGUAUCCUGGGGAUUGUUUUUAGCAAGUGUCGAUGCCACAAACCUCAUAGAGACCAGGAAAGAGAUAUUUUGGGGUUCUUUAGGCAAAUUGCCGAGAUGGAAGAUACAAGUAUGGAAAAAUAUCAUAGAUGGAACUAAUUGUAGUGUACUUUGUGCAGGUUGCAAGGAGUACGUUACACUUGACCUAUCCGAGAUUGAUGAAAAGAAAUUCAAAAAAACAGAUAAACGCAGUGAGAUAGAAAUUACUUUGAUUGAUGAACUUGCGACUCAAGGGAAAUAUAUAGGUAAAGUUACUUCUGGCGAAGAAACUCUCGCAGAGGAGCCUUUAGUUCCUUGUUCUAGAAAUGUGAGAAUUUUGCGUAUUUCUAAAAAUGAUCCUCACUAUUUUGAUAUUGAAGAAGCGCCGGCUAGGACAGGUGGAACCGCGAGUGGUAUUUUGUCCUAUACAGGCCGUGCUUUAUCCUCUGCAGGUGGCGCUAUAUCCUCUGCAGGUGGCGCUAUAUGCUCCACAGGAAAGUCUCUAGGUGGUAAUGUAAUUGGUACACCACUGCGUAUGAUUGGUAACAUGAUUGGAAAUAGUGAACCCGCUCCACAGGCGAUUGAAGGCCCUAAAACUAGUGAGAAACCUGAUGAGACGACCACAACUUCCAAUAACACUGUUCAAGCUCCUGAAUCUAAUGAAGAAACGCCAGAAGAUAUACAGCAGCCACUUUUGGAGGGUUUUGAUCCCAAGGACUUUGAAGAAGUUUUGGAGAUCCACACCAAUUAUGAACGUGUGACUGCAAGGCUUCGUUUUAAAAAAGAAAACAACAAAUAUACACAGCUCGAGUACAUCAGUAAGGAUGUGGAUGUUUGCGAAAAUUUGGAUUCUGUUUUGGUCAAAAAGGCAUAUAGUGCACAUACCGUUUAUCGCCCCGGUAUUUUUGAACUGAUAGGUAAUGUAAAAUGCAGUGAUAUUGUGUUAUCCGAUAGUAGAAAUGUUUUUGCAAGGACCAUAGAAAUUGACAACUCAACCAAAGAUAUCAAGAUAAAUACAAUUCCUAUUAUUGGAAACGUAUAUUUUGAGUCAUUUGUUUUGGAUAAGAGUGGGAAAAUGUAUAUGCCUAAAAGUUCCAAUGGUGGUUGCAAAUACCAAAUAUUGGAUUUUUCGGAUAUUUAUUCAUAUACCAAAGAAACUGAGGACCUUCAAACAACCUGUGGUCCAGAAUGUAUCUUCUAUGAUGGCUGCAGUAACUUGAAACAUAGAAUUGUAGCUUUGUAUAAUAAGAAUGAACCCGUUCUUUUCAGCCCUAAUAUACAGUGUAUAUCUGCAAAAUGUGAAGAAAUUAAUGACUCAACAUAUGUAACUGUUUAUACAAAAUAUAAAAAUUCCGAAAAGGUUACUGUGAAAACAUAUAAAUCCACGGAUAAAGAUGUUUUUAGCGAAACUAAGAGGGAAUAUGUUAAUCUGAUUAUUCCGGAGAAUAUAGGAACUAAUACUGUAAGCACCCCUGAAAGUCAAAAAACUGCGGAGAAUGAGGGUGAUACUUCUGAAAAUGCUCAAUCGAAUGACAAGCUUUACGAUCUUUACAGUAAUUUGGGAACGUCUGAUCCAUCUAAACUUCUGAACAUAAAAUUGGACUCACAAGGCUUUAUAAAGGUUUAUAGUGGAAAGAAUGGAAUAGUAUUCCAUAUGUCCAAAGAUGCGAUUGUAGAGAAGGCCAUAGGAGAUGUAUUCUUUGAUGAUCAACAAAUAACCGAAUUUAAGAGUGAUAUAUACAAUAGGGAGGUUAUAUAUGAUAUAACUAAUAAAUCUAUCAUCGUUUUAGAUGAAUUUGAGGACGGAAGGUUUGAAAGGGCGGUUUAUAAGGAAGACGAUGGUCAAUUUACAUCUUGUCUGCCAUCUCCAUUAGCUAUUGACCUUAAGGGAGAUGAUUUGGGAGAACACCUUGAAGUUAUCACCACUGAUAAUUCCAGAACAUUCUUGACAACAAUGAAUCAUGUAAAUAAGAUUGGUACUAUUAGCGAGGGAACCAGGUUUAUAACUCCGAAUAAACAUCAAAACAUCCAUGUAAGCCUUCUUUACAAUGAAAAGGAGCUUUUUGCCCGUACAAGACUCAGUAAUGGAAGAUUUGUACACCAAAAAUUCUCAGAAGCGCAUCCAUUUGAUGAUAGUUUUCCUCCCCUCCACCUUGAAAAUGCAAAAGAAUUUAUCAUAUUGAAUCUUGAUGAUGCUUCUUGCAUAUAUACACAUCUCUAUAGUUUGGAAAAUCUUAACAUGAUCGGGUCAUCUCUGAAUUUUAGUAAAAUUAGUAAUGCUCCUGAAAGGUCCGCACCCUUUCUGGAAGUAGUUAAUGUAGGUGACUAUUAUGCAAUUGGUGUGGCACCUUCUAACGUCUUUACACAUUGCAUCGGAUAUGUCACUUUCGCAAAGGAUACAAUAAUUCCACUAGACUACAACUUGUACUCUAGGACGGUUUACAUACCCACUACUUCACUUUCUCAUUUUAUAGUCAAGAACUGUGAUUUCACAGAAUGUUGGUCUGAUCUCUAUGUUGCUAAGAUUAUAGAUGGAAAGGUAAAAUUUGAGAUUCAGGAAAAAGUUGCAGUAGAUAUUGAUUUAGAUGAUAAAGUUUCUCUUGACGAUCGUGUCUCCAAGACGUUAACUGGAAGCGUUAGGUUCUUUAGAAUUCGUGAGGACUUAUCUUACAAGUACAAAAUUGGAAAAGUUUCACUCAAGGGAACUGUAAUUGCAGAAGAUGCUCCCAAUAUUUUUAGUCGCAUGGUAAAUUUUGCACAUGCAAAAGAAGCUCAGGGCUCGGAUAGUGGGACGGUGAGAGUUUUGACAGUUGAAAGAUGGGAUAAAUAUGGUCAUGUCUAUUCUGUAAAGACCGAGAACGGAGAGAUACAGUUUUCUCAAAAUGAACCCAAAAAGGUCAAAUUGGAUAUUCAAUAUGGAGCAGUAUCCAGACCAGAUUAUGUUACACUUCAACACCGUGACGACGUACUUAAUUUCUUUGUGAACUGGCAAAACAGCAACGACUAUGUGCUUGGAGCCGUUAGAGCAUCGUUUUACAACAAAAAUCAGAUGAGCAAUCCUAAUGAAUCAACGCUUUUACCAGUGGAUCUCAAGGAUCCACUUCCAGGAAACAUGCCAGUGCAUGUAAGAGUUCAUCCUGACCAGAAGCUUGUAGUUGUUGUGGAGAAUAUUCCAAAGGAUUUACCAAAACCCUCUAACGUAGACACAUAUCCGCUAGACUAUAAGACCGAUGAGUAUGAGGGAGAAAUCUUCACCUAUAAUGUAACAAAUAAAAAGGUAAAGACUCCUAGUGAAUAUCUUAGAGAUGAUUCAUUCAGAACCCUCUAUACUCCAUUCUUCUAUGAUUUGAAGAAAAAGAGGAGUCGCUAG